AGAGAGGAGUUCACAAGGAGUUUAAGCGUUCAACUUAAAAAUAGCAUCAGGUAACGUGGGGACGACCUGCUGGUAGAUUGUUCCAAAGAGAGAGAGAGAGGAGCAGACAGUAGAGUUAAACAACAACGAGUCGAAACAGCUGUACGAAGACGUGACACAGACAGACAGAAAUAUGUUCAAAAUACUCAUGAUGGAUAUGUACAAAAGAUCCCGUCAAGCUGAAAGUUGCUACUUUAAAAUUUUAACAACUAUCCACUAGUCAUUUGCUAUGGCAUGACUCCCGUUUUAUGCAGUUUGGCUGUUGUCAAGUAUUUUUGCUCCGCUUUAAAAAGCCAACGGCCUCAUCUACAUCUUGCGAACACAUCUUAUGUCCAAAGAACAUGGUUUUGUGUCCUCGUGGCCAACACAUCCGGAAUGUAAUCAACUGAGGCUAGCAGUAACGCGUUCCAGACCAAAUAAGAAUUACAAAAAAGCAAGUGAUUUAACAAGGAAAUAAACAUUGUAUGGUGUUGCCAUGUGAUGAAAACCAGGAAAUUAUUCUACGCUCAUGAUUGAAAGAAGAAGAUCAUUUUUAAGUCCGGAAAUGAUGAGAAAAAGUUGAAACGAUUUCUGAUACUUUUAUAUUUUUGAGAUUUGAAAAUGACGUAUUCAAUACAGGACGACUAUAAUGAGUGCUUCAGACAAUUCGGAAGUAAAAUUUAGCGCCGAAAGUUGUUUUAAUGUUAAACUUUUGUAAUCGGGAUGUAUUCUAGUAAAUUCCACAGGAAGGAAGCUCUACAAACUAUUCUACAUUAUCUAUUGGGCGACUCACACAUUGACCAGCAGACUCAAUCCGGGAUAGCCACCGAGUUACUUCGUCUUUAUAACAGUAGUGAACUCAGGUCUGACCACUCUUCCCCGAAUAAUGCAAAGCAAGAUACUUUCUGUUUGCUUUGUAGCGCAAUGUACGAUUUAAAUUCGUUGACUGAUGAUUUUAUCGCAAUAUAUAUGGUAUGCAAGUUAUAUGUUCUAAUUGCUUAAUGCGUAGCGCAAUAUGUACUUGUGUUUAAUUCUUUAAUAUCGUGAUAAGAUAUUUGUAUAUAAAUCCUAUUCUAGUCCUAGAUGUGAAAUGGAAGCUUGAUAGAAGAAAGACAUUUCUUUUAUUUUCAACUAACUAAUUUUUAAAACUAAUUGUGUUUUAUCUCGAAUUGUCGUUACAUUUGCUAUAACAAAAACAUUUACUAUCGAAAAAUUUUCAUCUCUAUAUUUUCUCGCACUGUGUGUCCUAUGAAUAUUAAGAAAGAAAAAACAAUAUUAAGUUUCCAAGCAGAAUGAACAUUUAUUGAAUACUAGAAAGAAAUAAAAAAUUUCUUGUAAAAUGUAAUUCAAGAAAAAAACCAUGAAAUAUCGUUAACAAUUGGAGAUGAUAGCUGCGAGAACGCCCUAAACGCCUAAACUAUUAAAUAUGAUGAAGAAAUCAGAGGUGUCCUCGACCCGGAAAUCGGACGCCUCAUUUUCUUGUGAUAAUGCUUCGUCGAAUUUGUUGUGUGGGGAGAUAUUCGUUACGCGUAGUGCCCGAAAAUGGACGUUUAUUUGUACGUUCUGCAAUAAAGGUACCCGCGAUAUAGGCGAAUUCGUCUGCCAUAUAAAAUUGAAACAUUUAACAUAUCCUUAUGAUGAGGAUUAUGAUUCAGCUGAUAUAGAAGAAUCAACACUGACGACGGAUGGAGCAUCAAAUGAAGGCCAGGAAAAAAGUCAGGAAAGUGAUUAUUUUGAUUACGGCAAUUAUUUGGAUGUUAGCGUACACACCGAAAUCGGCGAUAUAUCUUAUGGCAAGAAUAAAUUAACAAAAAGUCGUACAUUAUCAGAGCGUAUCUUUGUAAAUAAGGAACAACAGGAGGAAAGUAACUUUUUGCCCAAGUCUUUAAAUGAAAAUGCCGGCGAUGACGUUACUAAUGCUGAUAACAAGAACGAUGACAUAAAUUUGCAAAAACAUAAGGACAACAAAUUAAGAAGCAAUUACGUUGCGAAGGAAGGAACACUUGAGAACGCAGUGGAACGUGAAUUUAAAAUAGAAAUAGACGAAAGGAACGUAGUUAACGAUAAUGGAGUUGACAUUGAAAUGACUGAAGAAAAUAGUGAGUUACAGACUGCCUCCACUGCUACUUCAUUGCCUAGCAAAGCCCAUGCUAACACUCCAAGUAAAGAUGGAAGCGGUGUAUUCUUGAAGCGUAAUCGUAAACAAAUACGCGGACCAGCUUACUGUCAGCUAUGUAAUAAAACCUUUCAAUAUUAUUGCCUUUAUAGGAAUCAUAUGAUAAAACAUUCCAAUUAUACACCAUAUAUGUGCCAAUUAUGUAAGAAACGCUUUAAAUCUAAGCAGGCCAUACGCUACCAUAUGAAUACACAUUCGCGUGAAAAGAAGGAGUACCAAUGCCCGUUAUCCGUUAGUUAUAGCGGCUUUCCCUGCAAAGUUUGCGGAGAAAUAAUAAAUAGUAAUGAAGCGAAAGAAAUGCAUUGGAGAAGACAUACAGAGGAGCGACCAUUCGGUUGCAAUGUUUGCACGAAACGUUUUCGUUUACGUCAUCAUUUGAUACAUCAUUUAAAGUUGCAUAGUUUAUACCGUUGUGAAUUUUGUAAAGAAGAGUUUUCAACAUCACAACCUUCACAACGUCCAUACACAUGCCCACAAUGUGAAAAAUCGACCGAAUUGCAUGAAAAGGUUAGAAAAAGAAAAGCAAUGUUUAAUAAACCGGUUGAAAUAAAAAAUCCUUUAAAAUUAUAUAAAAGUACGAUGGCGCCGCAACCACGAUCAACUGAAUAUGUGCAUUUGGAUGAAACGGUAACAGACGAUGAAGAACGUUCCGAAACGAAUGAUUUGCUAGCAGCAAAUAACAAUAGAAGGAAAAAACGAGCAGCUUGUAAGUACUGCUCGCGCAGUUAUACGCAUCCCAGUACACUUAACCAUCAUGUACGUCAAAAGCAUCCUGAUAUGUUGUAAGGAAAUUGAAUUUAUAAUCAUACAAGUAAGAAAGCUAUGUUCGGUGGGGGCCAAAUCUCACAUACCCACCACUAUGCUUUUCGUAUUCUACUAUCCAAGUUCUUUUAUUUGAUACCCAUAUCCCUGGUAUUAUUUAAAAAAACCGUGUCCACCAUAUUGGUUUUAGAAUUAAUCCAUUUUUAGGCAGAUAACAUAUCUCCAUUUGAGGAAUGUGCAAAAUAGCUUAUUGGUUAUUUCCCUUAUCGUAAAUAAACAAGAAAUCUGAAAAGAUUGGGAAAAAAAAUUAAAUUUAAUCAUUGUAACUUUAUGUGGGCA
Glossina fuscipes is the source of this 3295-nucleotide messenger RNA. Its product is annotated as zinc finger protein Xfin-like. NCBI's taxonomy places the organism in Eukaryota, Metazoa, Arthropoda, Insecta, Diptera, Glossinidae. The transcript is spliced from 3 exons. Bases 1445 to 2980 code for a protein of 511 amino acids. Gene Ontology annotation, biological process: regulation of transcription by RNA polymerase II. Gene Ontology annotation, cellular component: nucleus. The record is from RefSeq and is a predicted model, not a curated record. Gene Ontology annotation, molecular function: RNA polymerase II transcription regulatory region sequence-specific DNA binding; DNA-binding transcription factor activity, RNA polymerase II-specific.